Molecule: messenger RNA, 8054 nt
Organism: Drosophila biarmipes
Lineage: Eukaryota; Metazoa; Arthropoda; Insecta; Diptera; Drosophilidae
Gene: Set2
Product: probable histone-lysine N-methyltransferase CG1716
Exons: 5
Coding region: 275-7708 (2477 amino acids)
Biological process (GO): regulation of DNA-templated transcription
Cellular component (GO): chromosome; nucleus
Molecular function (GO): protein binding; histone H3K36 methyltransferase activity; DNA binding
Source: RefSeq, a predicted model, not a curated record
AGCAGGCAGCAAAAGUAUCGAAGGCAGGAUGUGUCUGUGUUUACCAGUGCGUUGGUGUUCGUGUGUCAAGAUGCGUGUGAGUGUCGGGCAAGUGCAGUUAGAGAGCUAGGAGGCUAACUGUGAAUUCCCCCUGAGAUGGCCCAGAAAAAACUUGCGCAGACCUAAGCCACAUCGAGCACGCUGCCACCGAAGAAAACGUGUGUAUUCGUACCGCUGCCUCGCCCGCCGCCCUGAGCUGCUCCCCUGGUUCCCCUGCGCCCGCAACCCGUCCGAAAUGGAGGAGUCUACGCCGAGCCACCCGGCUGCAGUUGCGUCACGUGGCCGCGGACGGGGUCGCCCGCCGAAAAUAGCUGCGCCCAGCGCCACCCCGCCCCCCAGCCAGCCGCCCACGGAGGCGGACGCCUCCCCCACUCCGCCCGAGGACGCGGAUGGCGGCCAGAACGAGUGCCGGCGCAGUUCGCGCAAGAAGAUCAUCAAGUUCGACGUGCGGGACCUGCUCAACAAGAACCGCAAGGCGCACAAGAUCCAGAUCGAGGCUCGCAUCGACUCGAAUCCCAGCCUCGGCUCGUCGGGGCCCCUUAGGGCAUCCGCGUCUGCAUCAGCAUCCACAUCCGCCGCAGCUGCAAGCGCAGCUUCGCCCGCCGCUGUGUCCGUGAGCCGCCUGUUCUCCAUGUUCGAGAGCAGCCAGCAGGCGCUGCCGCCACCACCGCCGCCGCCCGCCCUGGAGAUCUUCGCCAAGCCGAGGCCCACCCAGAGCUUGAUUGUGGCCCAGGUGACUAGCGAACCGGCGACCAGCGGUGCCGUCCAGACUCUGGCCAGCCUGCCAGUGGCGGCCGCCCGCAAGCGGGGGCGUCCCAGGAAGAGCCAGCCUCCGGUUGCGGCCACUCCAGUGGCAGUCGGUCCCAGCUGCUCCGACUCGGACACCAAUUCCACCACCAGCACGACCACCUCCACCACGAGCAGCAGCGGCGACAGCGGCGAGGCAGCUGGCAUUCCCAAACGGAAGCCCAAGUCCAAGCUGCGUGUCUCCCUCAAGCGCUUGAACCUGUCCCGCCGGCCGGAGUCCUUCGAUUCCGGCAACUCGCCAUCGUCUUCGUCGCCGGAGGUGGAGCCGCCAGCACUGCAGGAUGAGAACGCAUUGGACGAGCAGCCGGAGCAGGAGCAGACGCUGUCCCGAAUCGUCAUUGGCGAUAACUCGGACUCCGACUCGCAGAUCAUAUUCAUCGAAAUCGAAACGGAAAGCCCCAAGGCGGAGGAGAAGGAGGAGGAAGAUUCUCCGGCCGAGGGGCAGCCACGAGCUCUGCUCGACAUGGACAUCGAGUUGGCCAAGGACGGUCCAACUCCCGACCCGGAACAAGAUCUUGACGAGAUUAUGGUAGAGGUGCUCAGUGGUCCGCCCAGCCUUUGGUCGGCGGAUGACGAAGCCGAGGAGGAGGAUCCGGCAACAGAGAGGACCACUCCGCCGCAAGAAGAACCGGAGGCAGAGUCAACCUCUCCAGCUCCUCGGCGCAGCAGGCGAUCCGCGCAGGCAAGGCGCAGCAGCCGGCAGGGGAAAACUCUCGAGGAGACAUUCGCCGAAAUAGCAGCCGAGAGCAGCAAGCAGAUCCUGGAAGCGGAGGACUCACAGGACCAAGAGGAACAUGUGCUGAUAGAUCUAAUCGACGAUAGCCUUAGUCAGCCGGAGCCUGUGGCUUCCCAGUCCCCCACUAUUGAGCACAUGGAGGUGGCAGAAGUCGUAUCCGCGACCGAAUCCCCGCAGGGGAAGGUCGUAUCGCCCACGCUGGAGGAAUUUGUCGUUGAAGUUAUUCGACAGACACCAGACCCCAAGCCACCGAAGCCAAAAAAGGUUGUUCCAGAGUCUGAGAAAGUCGAUCCAAAGUUGAAAGAAGACGUCCCAGAACCAGAAGAGGAAACUGAAAUUGUUCCGGAGGCUGAAGUGCUCAUCAAAGCCGUGCCGAAACUAGCCAGCGAAGGUGUACCAAAGCGAGAAAUGGUCACCAAAGCUGUUCCAGAGGCAGAACCCAUCACUGAAACGAAAUCAACGGCCGCCGUGGAUGCUCAGCCCGUGGAGAAGCUGGGUAGAAAAUCAAUUGCAGAACCGAAACCACCUACAGAAGUUGUCUCAGCGGAGAAGGAACCGACCAUCGAAAUGAAGAAAGAGCCGGAACCAAAAGAGGAAGCGCAUCGGAAGCAGGCGGGAAAAGAAAUACCCGAACCCGAAGGCUCAGAGCCAUCGAAACCAAUGGAGGCUAUUCCAGAGUCUGUGUGGAUUCCGCAAACAGAAGUCGACACCAAGGAGUCUCAGAUGGAAACCCCGGAACAUAACGCCGAAAACAAAGAAAUUCGAGAGGUACGAGCCGUUCAACCGACACUGCCAGCAGUAAGAAAGUCGAAAGACGAGGGGAGGCACACUGAGUCCCCUACAGAAGCUACUGCAUUGAAGACUGAGCCAGCUAGGGACGACAAGGCCGGGGCCGUUCCAGCAGAAGCGAAAACCAGGAGUGGUGCGGGAAGGCCAAAAUCCCCGCCAGACACUAGGGGAAGCAGGCAGGAACAGGAUGAGAAGAAAUCAGCUGUGCCAGGAAAGAAGCAACCCAAAGUCGAAUCGGAGCUAAAGAAAACAGCUGUGCUAGAGAAGAGGGAACACAAGAAAUCCCUCCCAGAAACUGCUCCCAAAAAGGAGAAAGAAGCUGAGAAGUCUUUACCAGAAGAGGUCCCAGCUAAAUCCCCACCAGCAGCUGUAGCUAAAAGAGAGACAGCUAGGAACCCUUCACCCGUGGAGCUAGAAAAGUCAUCGCUUGAGAAAGAUAAGGAUUCGGAUAAAUCCUCGGAAACUACUCUUGAAAGGCAAAAAGACGCAGCUAGGUCCUCAACAGAAGCUGCGACCGAAAAGGAAGUCGAUGUAAAAGAAUCUUCACCAGAAAUGAACCCUGCUAAGCAAAAAGACGCUGCCAAAUGCCAAAAAGAAACUGCCCCCAGAAAGGAAAUUGAAAAGGAGAAAUCAGCAUUAACUGCUAGUUCAGUAGCGAUGGAGGAACUGGAUGACUCCACAACCGAUUUAACUCCUAGGAAGGAAGCCAUCAAACUCCCACCAGAAGGAGCUUCCUUGGAGAAGGAGACAACGAAGCCAAUACCAGAAUCUGUAACGUCAGAGAUCUCGAAAUCCACACAAGACCACGCGGCAACCGCCGAAGCUGCAGUCUCAUCUGCAGAAGCGCCCAAAGAGGAUCAAGCUGCAAAGAAGCUGCUCCCCGAGCACUUCACUCCAUCUUCCGGCAAAUCUAAGGAGAAGUUCUCUCCAGGCUUCGUUGAGUGCGAUGCCAUGUUCAAGGCCAUGGACAAGGCCAAUGCCCAGAUGCGUCUCGAGGAGAAGAGCAAGAAGAAGCAGAAGAAAGUGCCCGCCAAGGUGGACUUACCCACUCCCAACGCCUCCACGCCGGCCCUAGGCCAAAAGAAGCCGCUGGGAGGCAAGACCAGUGCACGCCGGAACACCAUCUAUGAAGCUUCGCCCAAGCAGGACAGGAACAGCUCUCCGAGCUCCGACUCAACCCAAGUGAUCACGCCGGUUGGCAAGCUGAAGCGAUCGAAGGCCAAAAAGAAGCUGAGUGCGAGGCGCAGCACGAUCUGUGACGAGGCCAAAGCUCUCAGAGCGGGCAGCCCACCCAUGGAAGAGCUGGCCGCCAGUUCGCCUGUUUCCACCUCAUCGGACUCUUCUUCGAAACGGAACCGCCCUAAGACGGCCUCGCCCGAGCUGGGCAGUGGCGCCAAGUUGGACCUGCGCCGAAACACCAUCUGCGAGGAUCGUCAGGCCGAGACCGCCACUCCCGUUCCGCUAACCAAGCGUCGCUUCUCGAUGCACCCCAAGGCCUCGGCGAAUCCCCUGCAUGAUACCCUUCUUCGAUUAUCUGCCAAAAAGAGGGGCAGAAAGGCAGGCAAGGGAUCUAUGAGUCGCCAGAACUCAUUGGACUCCAGUUCCAGUGCCUCCCAGGGAGCCCCGAAGAAGAAGAUCCAAAAAACCGCGGACUCUCUUCAUGCCGCUCUCGUAGAGACGGAGUCCUCCGAGUCCACUUCUUCGGGUAGCAAGAUGCGACGCUGGGAUGUGCAAGCUUCGCCGGAACUGGAGGCUCCCAAUCCGCUUAGAGAUAUUGCCAAGUUCAUCGAAGACGGGGUAAAUCUUCUCAAGCGCGACUACAAAAAUGAGGAGGACCAACGGGAGGAAGGACAGGAGGACGUCAAACGAGAUCCGGAUCCCGAGGAGGAUGAGUUUGCGCAACGAGUGGCCAACAUAGAGACCCCGGCCACAACCCCUUCUCCUUCUCCGACGCAAUCCAACCCAGAGGAUCCCGCCUCCAACACCAAUCUCUCGCAGGAAAGUAGCAGUGGAGGUGUGCGACGCUCCCACCGCAUAAAGCAGAAGCCGCAGGGACCCCGGGCUAGCCAGGGAAGAGGCGUGGCCAGCAUGGCACUGGCACCGAUCAGCAUGGAUGAGCAGCUGGCUGAGCUGGCAAAUAUCGAGGCCAUAAACGAGCAGUUCCUGCGCAGCGAGGGGCUCAACACUUUCCAGCCGCUAAGGGAGAACUACUACCGAUGCGCCAGGCAGGUAAGCCAGGAAAAUGCCGAGAUGCAAUGCGACUGCUUCCUCACUGGCGACGAGGAGGCUCAGGGUCAUCUGAGCUGUGGUGCAGGGUGCAUCAACCGGAUGCUGAUGAUCGAGUGCGGGCCACUGUGCACCAAUGGCCAGCGGUGCACGAACAAGCGCUUCCAGCAGCACCAGUGCUGGCCGUGUCGCGUAUUCCGCACGGAGAAGAAGGGUUGCGGCAUCACGGCGGAGCUGCAAAUCCCUCCGGGAGAGUUCAUCAUGGAGUAUGUGGGCGAGGUAAUCGAUAGCGAGGAGUUUGAGCGAAGGCAGCACCUGUACUCGAAGGAUCGCAAGCGUCACUACUACUUCAUGGCUCUGCGAGGGGAGGCCAUCAUUGAUGCCACCUCCAAGGGAAACAUUUCCCGCUACAUUAACCACAGCUGCGACCCGAACGCAGAGACUCAAAAGUGGACGGUGAACGGAGAGCUGCGAAUUGGCUUCUUCAGCGUAAAGCCCAUUCAGGCUGGCGAGGAGAUCACAUUCGAUUACCAGUAUCAGAGAUACGGCAGGGAUGCGCAGCGUUGCUACUGCGAGGCGGCCAACUGUAGAGGCUGGAUAGGAGGCGAACCAGAUUCCGACGAGGGCGAGCAACUGGAUGUGAGCAGCGACAGCGAGGUCGAGGAGGAUGAGGAACUGGAGCCCGAGCCAGGGGCGGAGGAGGAGCAGGGCCUGCCGCGGAAGCUUCCCAAGGCGAAGGCCAAGUCCAAGGUCAAGGUGAAGUUGCCUUUGGCCACCAAUCGCAAGCGGAAGGAGCAGCCCAAGCCCAAAGAUCGGGAAUACAAGGCCGGCCGCUGGCUGAAACCCACUGCUGGCGGUUCUUCAGGCUCGGGAGAGAAGGCGUCGAGGAAACCCAAGGUCAGCAAAUUCCAUGCAAUGCUCGAGGAUCCCGACGUCUUGGAGGAACUGUCACUGCUCAGCCGCAGUGGGCUGAAGAACCAGCUCGACACGCUCCGCUUUUCGCGUUGCAUGGUUCGCGCCAAGCUACUCCAGACCCGCCUCCAACUCCUCGGAGUACUCACCCGUGGAGAACUACCCUGUCGCCGGCUGUUCCUGGACUAUCACGGCUUGAGAUUGCUACAUGCCUGGAUAAGCGAGAACGGCAACGACAACCAGUUGCGAAUGGCUUUGCUAGACACCCUUGAAUCGCUACCCAUUCCGAAUCGCACCAUGCUGAAGGACAGUCGCGUAUACCAGAGUGUCGAACUGUGGAGCACCAGUCUGGAGCAGCGACAGCCUACGGCGGAAGACGGUGACCAGGCUCAGACGCAAGCGGCUCUCCACAAGCGAAUGGUGGCCUUGCUCGAGAAAUGGCAGGCUCUGCCUGAGAUCUUCCGCAUCCCCAAGCGCGAGCGAAUCGAGCAGAUGAAGGAGCAUGAACGGGAGGCGGAUCGCCAGCAAAAGCACGUCCAUGCGAGCACCGCCCUGGAGGAUCAACGGGAGCGGGAGAGCAGCAACGACCGCUUCCGGCAGGAUCGCUUUCGCCGGGACACAACCAGCAGUCGAAACGGCAAGCCCAUACGCAUGAGUGGAAACAAUACAAUCUGCACGAUCACCACCCAACCGAAGGGCAGUAAUGGAUCCUUGGACGGUAUGGCUAGGAACGAUAGUCGCCGAAGGCCCGACGCUGGGUUCUCGAGUGAACCAAGACGUACGCUGUCCAAGGAGCAGAGGCGUAGUCUGUUCGAGAGGAAGGUGGCCCUCGACGAGGCUGAGAAGCGUGUUUGCAGCGAGGAUUGGCGGGAGCAUGAGCUGCGCUGCGAGUUUUUCGGUGCGGAUCUGAACACGGAUCCCAAGCAGCUGCCCUACUACCAGAACGCUGACACGGGUGAGUGGUUCAACAACGAGGACAUGCCUGUGCCAACUCCGCAGCGUACGGAGCUCCUGUCGCAGGCACUGCUCUCCCCCGAAAUGGACAGCGGACAGGCGGCUCCUCCUGCCGUGGAGUACAAGCUGCCGGCCGGAGUGGACCCCCUGCCGCCCGCCUGGCACUGGCGGAUGACGAGCGACGGCGACAUCUACUACUACAAUCUGCGCGAACGAAUAUCGCAAUGGGAGCCGCCCAGUCCGGAACAGCGCCUGCAGACCCUGGUGGAGGAGGACUCCACGCAGCAACCGCUUCAUGAGCUUCAGAUCGAUCCCGCGCUCCUGGCCACCGAGCUGAUCCAGGUGGACAUGGAUUACGUGGGCUCGCUUAGCUCCAAGUCCUUGGCCCAAUACGUCGAGGCCAAGGUACGAGAGCGCCGCGAGUUGCGUCGCAGUCGCCUGGUCUCUAUUCGUGUGAUCAGUCCAAGAAGAGACGAGGAUCGCCUGUACAACCAGCUAGAAUCUCGAAAGUACAAGGAGAAUAAGGAAAAGAUUCGCCGCCGCAAGGAGUUCUUCCGUCGGCGCAAGAUCGACGUCCCUGCCACUGACACAGCAUCCCUUCCGAAUUCCUCAGACAAUCCAGAAGAGGCUUCCGCCACCAAUUCGCUGCCCAUACAGGCCUAUUUGUACUCCUCCGACGAGGACGCGACCGAAGCUCCAGAUGUGGAGCAGCCCGUCGCCGAGGGGGCCGUGGCGCAGGCGGAGGAGUUGGAUUCACUUAACUUGGCGCCAAGCACCAGUCAUGCCGCUCUGGCGGCCCUGGGCAAGAGCCCCGGUCAGGCGGUACAGGCGAGCGGAGUAGGUGGCAAGCGCAAGCUGCCAAUGCCACCGAGUGUCAAGAAACAUCGCCAGGAGCACCGGAGCAAGAAGAGCAAAAGCUCUCACAGUCUCCUGUCCACCAUAAGCGGACGCGAGGCCCACGAGAAGUUCCGCUUCGAAAUUAGCGGGCACGUGGCCGAUUUUCUGCGUCCCUAUCGCAAGGAGAGCUGUCAACUCGGCAGGAUCACUAGCGACGAGGAUUACAAGUUCUUGAUUAAGAGGCUAAGCCACCAUAUUACCACCAAGGAGCUGCGGUACUGCGACGUGACGGGCAACCCCUUGUCCUGCACGGAGUCCGUCAAGCACAAAUCCUACGACUUCAUUAACCAGUACAUGCGAAAGAAGGGCCGCGUCUACCGAAAACCGGCUGAAAGCACUAUAUUUUAGCUCAUCAACUCCAAUAACCACAGGGAUUUGAAGCCCAGAACUGCCCUUCUGCACCAGAACCCGAACCAAAUCCCACAUGGAACUAAAACUACAAUUUAACUUUAAGUGUACACACUAGAUAAGAUAAAACCCUUAGUAGGCGAUCUACCCCUCGAAGAGGGUAGCGUCUGAAUUGGGUUUAACUAGAACAUCUUAGAAAGAGGUAGAAAAUUAUUAAAUACACGGGAAAAUAAAUGGAGAACUAAAAAUACAAUAGCUGGGGCUUAUAAGUACUGUGUUGUAAGUUGUAAGCCAUUUAUAGGUAAGUUUAAAGCUUUGGAAAAUAAAGUAAAAUAUAUAAAGUCAA